Messenger RNA from Penicillium paradoxum, 1905 nucleotides. Its product is annotated as ESCRT-0 subunit protein HSE1. Gene Ontology annotation, molecular function: phosphatidylinositol binding; ubiquitin binding. Gene Ontology annotation, biological process: protein transport to vacuole involved in ubiquitin-dependent protein catabolic process via the multivesicular body sorting pathway. The record is from RefSeq and is a predicted model, not a curated record. The coding region runs from base 1 to 1905 and encodes 634 amino acids. Gene Ontology annotation, cellular component: ESCRT-0 complex. The transcript is spliced from 9 exons. NCBI's taxonomy places the organism in Eukaryota, Fungi, Ascomycota, Eurotiomycetes, Eurotiales, Aspergillaceae.
AUGUUUCGCGCGCAGCCAAAUCACUUCGACGAUGCCGUUGCCAAGGCGACGGACGAGAACCUGACUUCUGAGAACUGGGAAUAUAUUCUGGAUGUCUGUGACAAAGUUGGUUCCGAGGAAUCAGGUGCGAAAGAGGCUGUGGCUGCCAUGAUCAAGAGGCUGGCUCACCGAAAUGCCAACGUCCAGCUUUAUACAUUGGAGCUUGGAAAUGCGUUGUCGCAAAACUGCGGAUUGAAGAUUCAUCGCGAGUUGGCCUCCAGAAGCUUUACCGAUGCACUAUUGCGCCUGGCGAACGACCGUAAUACGCAUCAACAAGUCAAGUCUAAAAUUCUGGAGCGGAUGGAGGAAUGGACGCAGAUGUUUUCAUCAAACCCAGAUUUUGGUAUUAUGGAACAAGCUUAUAUGAAAUUAAAAACCACCAACCCGAAUCUGCAGCCACCGUCGAAACCAGGCAAGCGUGAGAUCACUGAUGUUGAUCGCCAGAAGGAGGAAGAAGAAUUGCAAAUGGCACUGGCUCUCUCAAUUAAAGACAAGGCAAUCCCAUCGGCGUCUACUCCGGCAGAAUCUCGAGCUCAGGCAUCAUCAUCUGCAACUGCAGCUGCAUCGGUACCAACUCCAAUGAAUCAAGCAGAUUCCGCUGAAGCUCAAGCUGUACUUUCGGGUACAUCGGUGGCCACUGUGUCGCGUGUGAGAGCGUUGUUUGACUUCCAACCUUCCGAGCCUGGCGAGCUUCAAUUCCGCAAAGGCGAUACGAUUGCAGUCCUUGAAUCGGUUUACAAGGAUUGGUGGAAGGGAUCUCUGAGAGGCCAAACUGGCAUCUUCCCUCUCAACUAUGUCGAGAAACUCCCAGAUCCCACUGUGGAUGAGCUCCAGCGCGAAGCUCAGAUGGAAGCUGACGUUUUUGGGCAGAUCAAGAGUGUUGAAAAACUACUGACUCUGCUGAGCACUCGCAACCCAGAUCUCAAUGUUCAUGAAAAUGAAGAGAUUACUACUCUCUACCAGGCUACACUUGCAAUCCGGCCCAAGCUCAUCGAAUUGAUCGGCAAAUAUACGCAAAAGAAAGAUGAAUUCACCCAGCUCAAUGAGAAGUUCAUCAAAGCUCGUCGCGAUUACGAGUCCCUCCUAGAGGCGUCGUUGGCGCACCCAGCGCAGCCGCAAUACGGAAGACCUCCCCAGCAACAGUAUGGUUAUCCUGGCGCUGCGCCUGCUGGGUACCCAUCUGCUCCUCAGGCAGAUCCUCGAUACUUCACUCCCCGGCCUCAAGAUACUACGCCGGCCCAAGCAAACGCAUACGGGCCAUACCCUGUCAGCGAGCAGACCAUGCCGUACCGCCCAGCCUCUCACUCCCCUGAUCCCCGUACUCAAGGUCAAGCGGGGUCGCCGGCAGUGCAGCAGCAAACACCCCAGGCCGAUCCCUACCAACCUGUUCAUCACCACCCGCAGUCUACAUACGAUAACCCUCAAGAACUGGGGACCUCUGUGUAUGAUACACCUGUUGAUCAGCCUGCUACUGUUCCUGGUCAGCGCAUGCAGUACCCUCCAGCUGCCCAAGCUGCGCCUGCUGGCCACCAGCAGUUCCAACACCACCAGCAGCAACAACAGCAAGACUAUCCGCCCUCGGCUUAUUCCCCCGAGGAGACACCUCAGAUCCCGCCUGCCUCCAACAUGCCUAAAAUCCCACCCCAGUUCCAGCAACAACAGCAACAGACCCCCUAUCCUAGCUCCCCCAGUAGCCAUCAGCCCCCUCCCUCGCACCAGCCUCCACCGGUACCCGGAACAGCACAGCAACAACAGUAUACAUCCUACAACCCGGCACCUCCGGCUGCAAGCACGGGUGAGUACCAAGCCUACCAGCCUUCACAGGGUGGUGCAGCAGCCUCGAACCCGGCUUCUUUCUAUCGGUAA